Molecule: messenger RNA, 1686 nt
Organism: Glarea lozoyensis ATCC 20868
Lineage: Eukaryota; Fungi; Ascomycota; Leotiomycetes; Helotiales; Helotiaceae
Product: Cytochrome b5-like heme/steroid binding protein
Exons: 2
Coding region: 1-1686 (561 amino acids)
Biological process (GO): lipid metabolic process
Cellular component (GO): membrane
Molecular function (GO): oxidoreductase activity, acting on paired donors, with oxidation of a pair of donors resulting in the reduction of molecular oxygen to two molecules of water
Source: RefSeq, a predicted model, not a curated record
AUGGCGACCACAAAACCGAUCAAAAGGGCGGAGACCCUGCUGUCUCGUAGAGAGGUAGAGGGAUUGAUUGCAGAGGGGAAAACGAUUAUCAUCUUGGACCAGAAGGUGUUGAAGGUAGAUGCAUGGUUGAAAUAUCACCCGGGCGGAGAUAAGGCUAUACGCCAUAUGGUUGGAAGAGAUGCCACGAUUGAAGUGAAGGCUUUUCACUCAGUGGAAACCCGACAGCAAAUGGAGAGAUAUCGAAUCGGUCGUGUGGAAGGGCGAUGGAGAAACUUCGUGCCGCCAAUUCAAGGGGGGAAGUUUAGACUUUAUAUCGAAGGGGAGUCGGAGGAAGAGCUGAUGGAAGACAUGGAGGAUGCAUCUGCCUCCAACCCUGAGAGCUCGAGAGAACCGUCGCCUGUUUUCGAUGAUGAGCCUCCAUUAGCUCGCCAGCGGCGUGGAACUCGACAAAACCAGGAGAUGUCGUCCUCUUCUUCCGUUUCAUCUACCACAGAUCCUGAAGAUGGCAUGUCAUACUUGGAUGCGUUGACGAGGGAACGGAUCGACUUAGACCACGCCAAAUACCCUUCCCUAGAUCUAGCCACACAAGACGAGAUUGUUCGAAAAUAUAAGCUUCUCGAUCAACGCCUCAGAGCAGAGAAAUUGUACGAUUGCAACUAUUCCGCCUACGCCAUUGAAAGUCUCAGAUAUUCAUUUCUCGCCGCCAUGGUCGUAUUGUGUUUGAAAACAGGAUGGUACGCCACGAGUGGACUGUUUCUCGGUUGUCUCUGGCACCAGUUGGUUUUCACGGUACACGAUGCUGGGCACAUGGGAAUCACUCACAACUUCACCGUGGAUACGACCAUAGGAAUUCUUAUUGCCGAUUUCAUAGGAGGUCUUUCCGUUUGCUGGUGGAAACAUAAUCAUAACGUCCAUCACAUCGUCACGAACUCUCCUGAGCACGACCCAGACAUCGAACAUAUGCCCAUCUUUGCCGUCUCGCAUCGAUUCUUCGACUCCUUAACCUCAACAUUUUAUCAAAAAGUCAUGUCAUAUGAUGCGUUUGCCAAAUUCUUAUUACCAUAUCAGGCAUAUCUUUACUAUCCUAUCCUGGCUUUCGGGAGAUUCAACCUAUAUAGACUAUCCUGGGAAUAUCUGUUCCUAGGGAUAGGCCCAAAAAGGGGACCUGCCUGGUGGCACCGAUGGUUGGAAAUUGCCGGCCAAGUCUUCUUCUGGUACUGGUAUGGGUACGUUAUCUUGUAUCAAACCAUCCCUACAGCUUCUGCUCGGUGGGCCUUUGUCAUGAUCAGCCAUGUCAUUACCAUGCCGCUACAUGCGCAAAUCACGUUAUCGCAUUUCUCAAUGAGUACCGCGGAGCUAGGGCCUCACGAGUCCUUCCCUCAAAAGAUGUUAAGAACAACGAUGGAUAUUGAUUGCCCCCAGUGGCUUGAUUUCUUCCACGGUGGUCUGCAGUUCCAAGCAAUUCAUCACCUGUUUCCAAGAAUGCCAAGGCACAAUCUUCGACGGACACAGAAGCUGGUACAAGAGUUUUGUGUCGAUGUGGGAAUCCCUUAUGCACUUUACGGCUUCGUGGAUGGGAGCAAAUCGGUUAUCAAUAGGCUCGACGAGGUUGGAAGACAAGCAGCUAUCCUUGCCAAGUGCCAAAGAACUAUUGCGGAGAAGGGGGAUAUCCUCCAUGGGCAUUAG